This is a messenger RNA of Westerdykella ornata, 3940 nucleotides long. Its product is annotated as TBC-domain-containing protein. The transcript has a single exon. Bases 270 to 3731 code for a protein of 1153 amino acids. The record is from RefSeq and is a predicted model, not a curated record. Lineage: Eukaryota; Fungi; Ascomycota; Dothideomycetes; Pleosporales; Sporormiaceae.
CCAUCCCCCAGCUGCUCUACGCCAGACACCCGCCGUUUCUGCUCUCAUUUCGCCCUUUGACAAACUACGAUAUUCCACAGCCACCCCGGGCAGCUCUGGAUUCCUGAAAAACUCGCAGAGAAAGCGAUCUGCCACAGCUACUGCCCAUGACGCAGCGUGUCCCACAUGUGCAGCCCCUCCCUGUUGACAACAGGAGAUUGCCGACAGGAAACCAUCGCUCGCCAUAACACUAUCCCUGAGUCUUGCAGCUGCAUUUUACCGCGCCGGACAUGGCGGCCGCCGAAUCCUCCAUGUCUGGCCCCGUUGAUCUCGUGCGCAGCGCAUCCCAUGCCUCAACGGCCUCCAACAGCAGGAAGAGCAGCACAACUCGCGUGCGUCCGUCGAAACGUAGCUCUACAGCUUCGCUCGCGCGUGCGCCUUCGCCGGCGGCCGAUACGAAAAGCUUGACCUCCUUUCCCUCUCUCUCCCCGAGUCCAGAUCCCUCGCCGGUGCAAACGCGAUUGAAUGGCUGGCUCCGCAACGCCCUUGCACCUGGAGAUGUUGGGAGUAAGAAUAGAGACAUCCAGUCUGCGGCUUCGCCGGAUACAGUGAAGGCAGCUCCUCUGCCAGAAGCUCAGAAGAAUGGAGCUGUGGACAAGACAGUCAGGAAGAUCACAAAGUCCACACAAGAGCUUGUGGGCAGUUUGGUAUCAGCAACACCCACGAGAGAGCGCACAUCUUUGUUCGAUGAUACCCCUCCCCAGAUGGACAAGGUUCCCGGAAACCUCCACUGUUUGAGCGAGAAGCACAUCACCGAACUGGUCGAACGCGCAGGUGCCGUCAAUUUGGUCAAACAACUUGCUGGGGAUCUGGCACAGCGGGAUGCGCAGAUCACAGCAUUGAGGAGGCGGGCAGAGGAAAGAGAAAGGAUUUUGAGGAAGAUGCUGCAGGAAUGUGAAGUCUCCACCAUGGACAUCGAAACCCGACUACGGGAGUUGGACGUUAGUAGAGACCAGCAGAAAGGCGGUGAUGCCGAUUUAUUGAAAUCGAAAAAGCGAGGGAGCGAAUACAAUCUCCCCGGUAUGCACCCUGAGGACCCCAUCGAUCAACGAUUGGCCCUUGCGAUGGAAGACCAGGUCUCCGUGUUGCCUGAUGGGUCGCGGAUUAACAAUGCCUGUGCCCAGCAAUCAUCCAGCACGCGGCAGGAUAGCAACCACAGUACGUGGAGGAAUUAUCUGUGGAAUGGGACUAGUAGGAAGAGCAGCAGGGCGCCUUCUCUUGCAAGCGGUGUUGGGGAUGCGCCGUCCAGAGAUUCGAGCGGUACCAGACAACCCCGGAAACCCCUCGGUAACGAUACAUUCCUGCCGCCUUCUUCAACGGAUGGAGCAUCUGGUGCAAUUCCUACGCUUCGCCGGCUUCAAAGUGAGGAUCAGAUCCACUCUUCCUCCUCUUCACGAAGAUCCUCUACAUCAAUAACUUCUUGGGCUUUGAAGAUGGUAGCUGGAAACAUACAUGCAAGCCGCAACGCAGACAAGGGAACCGCGGUUAGGGGCCGCGAUCGCAGUGGCUCCAAUGCUGCUCAACGUGCUGCGUCUAAAGACUCCACCCGCACGGCGCAAUCGGUAGGUUCCGCAUCAAACCUUGCCCAACGGCGAGCCGGACGCACCUCGCUGGGCCCGAAUGGAACAAUCAAGAAUAUUACUAGCGAUGCGUCAAAAAGCGCCUCUGGUGUGCCCGGUCAACCAACUCGUGGACUCAGCAAUCUGGGCCCCGUGGAGAUGGAUAGGAUCUUACCGGAAGAGUCCCGGCCUCCCACGCUUGUGCAACAUCACAACCACUUUGCUGCGAGCCACGAGUACCUAACCGACAGAUUUGGGUUCAUAUAUGACCAGAGGCGGAAGCAAAGACAGAGCGAAGCUGCAGCUGCGCUUUCAAAACACAAAACCAGCGGCCAUUCUGAAUCUUUGAGCAAUGGUCGACCGAUGUUGCACCAGGUGGGCCACAGUGAUGACUCCAAUGAAAACGCGAAACCAGUUCCUUCGGACACUGGUCUCCUCUCCAAUCCGACCUCCAGACCGGGCAGCAGGAGCUCCGGUGAACAGGCUUCCGGGCCGUCAGCAAAGACCUGGCAGGAUUACCUCAAGCUGGCAACUCAUCCCACGGAGCUGCUUUCUCAUACCCCAUCUACUGCUCCCAUUAUGGAGACAGAACCAGAACCCACGGCGACCAAGGUCAGCCAAGUAACCGUUGCUAAGCGUGGCUCUCUGCCUUCCUCGAGCGUCAAUCCCGAACCUUCACCCUCAAGGAUUGUCUCAGGGAAUGCUGAGUUCAUUACUGCUUCCCCCUCCGGAGCAGCCAGUCCCAUUAGCCCUCUCUCCCCGCAGGCGGAUCCUGUCAAAGCACUCCUUGAGCAGCUCACCGAACUCCACGACUCGCUGCAGAGAGAGAAGACGGUCAAGUGGAAUGAGUUUCUCCGGAAGGUGCGGGCGGAGCGCAAGCGUGAGGGGGAGGCAGUCACUGCGGCAGAAGGCAUAAGGCACAUUACAAUGCCGGAGGCUCAUCUUGCCGACGGUGAGAUCAUCGGGAUUGCGGGUCUUGGUAACAAGGGCAAGGUUGGACGUGCGAAAUGGCAGGAGUUCCGGCGCCUUGUCCUUGGCGGCAUUCCCGUGGCCUACAGAGCGAAGAUCUGGGCCGAGUGCAGUGGAGCAUCUGCUCUACGUAUACCCGGCUAUUACGACGACCUGGUUAGGAACGGUGUCGACAAUGACAACAUCGUGGCUCAGAUUCAGAUGGAUAUCAACCGGACCCUCACGGACAACAUAUUCUUCCGCAAAGGGCCGGGUGUGCACAAGCUAAACGAAGUUCUGCUCGCAUACUCUCGGCGAAACCCCGAAGUCGGAUACUGUCAAGGCAUGAACCUCAUCACUGCGUGUCUUCUGCUCAUCAUGCCGACAGCAGAAGACGCCUUCUGGGUCCUUGCUACCAUGAUCGAAAAUAUUCUCCCUCCGAAAUACUACGACCAACACCUCCUGACCUCACGAGCCGACCAGACCGUGCUCCGAGAAUACGUCGUCGAGCUGCUCCCCAAGCUAUCCGCCCACCUCGACCUGCUGGAGAUCGAACUUGAGGCUCUCACCUUCCAAUGGUUCCUUUCCGUUUUUACCGACUGCCUCUCCGCCGAGGCGUUGUUCCGCGUCUGGGAUGUCGUCCUGUGCAUGCACGACGGCUCAACCUUCCUCUUCCAGGUUGCUCUGGCGCUGCUGAAGCUUAACGAGAAAGCGCUGCUGCAAUGCGAUACCCCGGCUGGCGUCUACCACUACAUCAAUCAUCAAAUGACGAACCAUGCUAUCAGCAUUGAUAGUCUGAUCCAAGCGUCGGAUGCGCUGAGCAAAGUUGUCAAGCGUAAGGAUGUGGAAGAAAGGCGAGAGCGCGCUGUAGCGCGUGAACAGGAACUUAUCAAGCAGCGUGAAGAAGCGCGGAAGAUGAGGGCGAAGAAGAGGGCGGAGCAGACAACCGGAGAAUCUGAGCAGCAGCAGCGAAACGAUGAUUCGGGCGAAAGGCGCAGGGAUGGUGAGGGUGCGUCGCUUUCGGCGAGUUUGGAUGCGGGCUUGUCACGCAGAAUCAGCCCUAUGACGACCCCAACGAGCUUAAACAGUUUCGCUAGCGAAGAGGAGGAGGCAGAGAGGUUGUUGCGCGGGUUGGGUGAUCGAACGCCAAUGCCGAUCGAAGAGGAAAGUCUCUGGAGAGGCUAGUAUUGGGUUAUGGUAGGUAUGUGAGAGGGUACAGUGAGGAUGCAUUGGUUCGGAUUUGAUACCCAGACAUUGUACUUUUUUGCUUUCUGACCUUCUAGAGGUAGACUGCCUUCCCUUAGGGGACUUUUCCUUUGUUCUUGCAUCAGCGGCGCUCCGAGUAGAUAGCAUAGCAUACCCCAGACUCCAAAUUCCCAUUUUGUUUGACGAGU